AGAAACUGCCGCUGCCGUCGCGGGCGCCCCUUCUCCUUCUCUCGCGCCCGGCGGGGCCCCGAACAGUCUCCUCUUCUCUCUCCCUUCCUCUCCCCCCCCCCGCUACCGUCACUCUAUGACGCGAUGGCAACGGCCAACUUCGGCAAGAUCCAGAUAGGGAUCUAUGUGGAGAUCAAGCGCAGCGAUGGCCGAAUACAUGAAGCUAUGGUGACAUCUUUAAAUGAAGAUAACGAAAGUGUUACUGUUGAGUGGAUUGAAAAUGGUGAUACUAAAGGAAAAGAGAUUGACUUGGAGAGUAUUUUUUCGCUUAACCCAGACCUUGCUCCUGAAGAAGAUGAUCCCAGCCCAGAGACCCCACCACCUCCAACACCUUCCGCUAAAGUGAACAAAAUUGUGAAGAAUCGAAGGACAGUGGUACCUGCUAAAGUUGAAGCUCCUACUAGAGACAACAGAGUGGUUGGUUCUGCACGUGCGCGGCCUACUCAGCUUCCUGAACAGUCUUCCUCUACACAACAGAAUGGUAGUGUUUCAGAUAUAUCUCCAGUUCAAGCUGCAAAAAAGGAAUUUGGACCCCCUUCACGUAGAAAAUCAAAUUGUGUGAAAGAAGUUGAAAAGUUGCAGGAAAAACGUGAGAAGCGAAGAUUACAACAGCAGGAACUUAGAGAGAAACGCGCUCAGGAAGUUGAUGCUACAAAUCCAAAUUAUGAAAUUAUGUGUAUGAUCAGAGAUUUCAGGGGGAGUCUGGAUUAUAGACCACUGACAACUGCAGACGCAAUUGAUGAGCACAGGAUAUGUGUGUGUGUAAGAAAACGACCACUAAAUAAAAAAGAAACUGUAAUGAAAGAUCUUGAUGUAAUAACAAUCCCUAGCAAAGAUGUUGUGAUGGUACAUGAACCCAAACAAAAGGUAGAUUUAACACGGUACUUAGAAAACCAAACUUUCCGCUUUGACUAUGCCUUUGAUGACAGCGCUCCUAAUGAAAUGGUGUACAGGUUUACUGCAAGACCACUAGUAGAAACAAUAUUUGAAAGAGGAAUGGCUACAUGUUUUGCUUAUGGACAAACAGGCAGUGGAAAGACCCAUACAAUGGGUGGUGAUUUUUCGGGAAAGAACCAAGACUGUUCAAAAGGAAUUUAUGCACUAGCAGCUAGAGAUGUCUUUUUAAUGUUGAAGAAACCAAACUAUAAGAAACUAGAACUUCAAGUAUAUGCAACAUUUUUUGAAAUUUAUAGUGGAAAGGUUUUUGACUUAUUGAACAGGAAGACGAAAUUGAGAGUUUUAGAAGAUGGUAAACAGCAAGUCCAGGUGGUGGGAUUACAGGAACGAGAAGUUAAAUGUGUUGAAGAUGUACUCAAGCUUAUUGAAAUAGGCAACAGUUGCAGAACAUCUGGUCAGACAUCUGCAAAUGCACACUCAUCUCGAAGCCAUGCAGUGUUUCAGAUCAUCCUCAGGAGGAAAGGGAAGCUGCAUGGUAAAUUUUCAUUGAUUGACUUGGCUGGAAACGAAAGAGGAGCCGACACUUCCAGUGCCGAUAGGCAAACACGACUGGAAGGUGCUGAAAUUAACAAGAGCCUUUUAGCACUUAAGGAGUGCAUCAGAGCCUUAGGCCGAAAUAAGCCUCAUACUCCAUUCAGAGCGAGUAAACUUACUCAGGUCCUAAGAGAUUCAUUCAUAGGAGAAAACUCUCGUACCUGUAUGAUUGCUACUAUUUCUCCAGGGAUGGCAUCUUGUGAAAAUACUCUAAACACACUAAGAUAUGCGAACAGAGUAAAGGAAUUUGGAAUUAGUCCUUCGGACAUUCCCUUCUCACAGGGUAGUGGCAGUCGCUCUGAUCUCUCUCCUUCCUAUGAGUAUGACGACUUUUCUCCUUCGAUCACCAGAGUAAAGGAACUGACAGUUGAUCCCACUGGUGCUGGUGAUAUCCGUCCAAUCGUUCAUCAUGCUCCAAACCAGAUUGAUGACUUGGAGGCACAGUGGGGUGUUGGAAGUUCACCUCAGAGAGAUGAUCUCAAACUACUUUGUGAACAAAAUGAGGAAGAAGUAUCGCCACAGUUGUUUACUUUCCAUGAAGCUGUAUCACAGAUGGUGGAAAUGGAAGAGCAAGUUGUAGAAGACCACAGAGCUGUCUUCCAGGAAUCUAUUAGGUGGCUAGAAGAUGAAAAAGCUCUCUUGGAAAUGACAGAAGAAGUAGACUAUGAUGUGGAUUCAUAUGCUACACAACUUGAAGCAAUCCUAGAACAAAAAAUUUACAUUUUGACUGAGCUUCGGGAUAAAGUGAAAUCCUUCCGCACAGCGCUACAGGAGGAGGAGCACGCCAGUAAACAGAUCAAUCCGAAGAGACCACGUGCCCUUUGAGGCAAUCUUCUGCUGCUAAAGGAUGCCUGAGCCUUCAUUGCUGUACCACACCGUUGGUUGGAAAUGAAGCUCUAAGAAGUCAACUACUUGAAAGAGCGAAAACUUUUGAAGUGUCUGUGGAAAUGCCCCAUUUCUUCUUCCCCUGGCUGACAUUUCAGUUGUGUGGAACACUCCUAAGAUGUCUGCAAAAUGCUUCUAGACCAGAUAGCACAACCAGGCAGGUUUUGGAGAUGGGAAGCACUUUUUGUUUCAAAUGUUUUAACUUACUCAAAAUUGUGAAUUUUGUUUUGGAAAUAUUUGCCAAUUUUUUAAAAAUAAUGAAGUAAAAUGGUGGACUUGUAAAAAGAAAAUUCACAGUAUUUUGUUUCACUUAUGUCAAGUUUUGUUGCAAAGAACAGCUGUGCAGUUUUGUAUUUGCAUGCAUGCCCACCUCAUCCGUGAUUGUAUAUACCUCCUCUUCUAGACAGCUGUGCUCACCUCUUCCCAUUUGUGCCUUGACCAAGGCGACUUGACCCUAUACGUCCUCUCUAAAGCACAGCCUUAAUAAAUGACAUUCCUUAUUUGUCAAUGUAAAUUACUUUUAUUGUGUGUACAUUUUAAUGUGUGUUUGGGUUUUCAUUUUUCGUGACUAGUUCUUCAUUUCACGGUAUGUGCCAUAUCAUUGACCUGGAAUUAAAAACAUGUUGGUGUGGAUUGACGGCAAGCCAUUCCAUUUCCCCCUGUAAAAAUCUGGAAUCAUGAUUUAUUUCAGUUACCAUGAAGAGUCUCUAACAUUUUCUUUGUAAAGAACAAAUCUAUAAAUUAGUGGAUGUAUAAUAAAAGGUAAUUGAUUAUGAA
Messenger RNA from Podarcis raffonei (Aeolian wall lizard), 3192 nucleotides. RefSeq names its product kinesin family member 2A (gene KIF2A). Bases 124 to 2355 code for a protein of 743 amino acids. Gene Ontology annotation, biological process: microtubule-based movement. The record is from RefSeq and is a predicted model, not a curated record. Gene Ontology annotation, molecular function: microtubule motor activity; ATP binding; microtubule binding. Lineage: Eukaryota; Metazoa; Chordata; Lepidosauria; Squamata; Lacertidae. The transcript is spliced from 21 exons.